This is a messenger RNA of Hypanus sabinus (Atlantic stingray), 477 nucleotides long. RefSeq names its product myelin and lymphocyte protein-like. Lineage: Eukaryota; Metazoa; Chordata; Chondrichthyes; Myliobatiformes; Dasyatidae. The coding region runs from base 1 to 477 and encodes 158 amino acids. The transcript has 4 exons. Gene Ontology annotation, cellular component: membrane. The record is from RefSeq and is a predicted model, not a curated record. Gene Ontology annotation, molecular function: structural constituent of myelin sheath. Gene Ontology annotation, biological process: myelination.
AUGUCAUCUUCAGAUCGAUCUAGCCCCAUCCCAUCUGGGUGCAAGGUGUUUUUAUCAUUCCCAGAUGCCCUGAUGGUUGCUGAAAUCGUUUUUGGUAGUCUGGUUUGGAUCCUUGUGGCUUCUACCGAUCUUCUAUCCAUAUUUCAGGAGUACCAAGGCUGGUUAAUGUUUGUAUCGGUCACCUGUCACAUUGUGACCACAUUGUUGCUGAUAAUUUACAUGUGUGGAGCUCAGAACCAUUCGUCAGUGUGGAUUACGUUGGAUGCUUUCUACCACUUUGCUGCAACUGCGCUUUACUUAAGUAUUGCUGUCAUGCAGGCUAGAGACACAAAAAUAUAUUUCAUUGGUUUUUCCCAUCCUAGCACACUUGAGAAAUAUCAGCUCAACAUUGCCGCCUCAGUGUUUGCAUUCAUAGCCACCUUACUUUACGCAGUGCACGCGAUCGGCUCGAUGGUGAGAUGGAAGCGAUCGUCCUGA